AACCUCGAAGGUGAACCUAAAAUGAACGCGUUCAUUGAAAGCUUUUGCAUACCUUGACGACAACAUGCCAGCCCUGGGAUUAGUGUAGUUUUUGUGUUAUCAUUUAUUCAUUUAUUUUUGUUCAUCUUGUCGUAGGAUAGUCUUUAAGGUGUGUGAAGAUGAACACGGUUUUUGCAGUGACUUUGGUGUUUGUCGGCUGCUGCAGCAAUGUUGUGUUCUUGGAAGUUUUGGUGAGAGAUUUCCGAGGAUGCGGGAACAUUGUGACAUUUGCCCAGUUUGUUUUUAUUGCCUUGGAGGGAUUCAUCUUCGAGACAAAUUUUGGACGCAAGAAACCAGCCAUACCAAUCAGAAACUAUGUGAUAAUGGUGACCAUGUUCUUCACUGUAAGUGUUGUAAACAACUAUGCCCUGAACUUCAACAUUGCAAUGCCACUGCACAUGAUCUUCAGAUCUGGCUCUUUAAUAGCAAACAUGAUACUGGGUAUCAUCAUUUUGAAAAAAAGGUAUUCAUCAAGUAAAUACCUUUCCAUAUUUUUGGUAUCAGUAGGCAUCUUUAUCUGUACCAUCAUGUCUGCCAAACAAGUAAGUGCUGAAAAGGCUGCUACACAAGAGGAAGGCGUGUAUGCGUUCUUGCACUGGCUUUUAGGUAUUGGCAUGCUGACCUUUGCCCUAAUAGUGUCUGCUUUAAUGGGCAUUUUCCAAGAGACGCUGUACAAGCAGUAUGGCAAGCACUCGAAAGAGGCUCUCUUCUAUAAUCAUUGCCUGCCAUUGCCAGGGUUUCUGCUGCUCUCGACUGACAUCUAUAACCACGCUGUACUCUUCAGUCAAACCACUCCUGUGGAACUCCCUGUGAUUGGUCAAAGUGUACCAGUUAUGUGGUUGCAUUUAGCGAUGAAUGUCAUCACCCAAUACGUAUGCAUUCGGGGUGUAUUCAUCCUAACCACAGAGUGCACCUCCCUUACUGUUACACUAGUAGUGACUCUCCGAAAAUUCCUGAGCCUCAUCAUCUCUAUAUUGUACUUCCGGAACCCAUUCACAGCCUGGCACUGGGUUGGCACAGCUGUGGUCUUCAUGGGAACGCUUCUGUACACUGAGGUGUUGUCCAGCAUCCGCAUGGCAGUGAAAGGAGAGAAACCAGGCAAGAAGGCAGAGUAAAAAUGAUGAGCACAACAGAAUACCUCUGUGUGUGUGUGUGUGUGUGUAUAUGUGUGUGUAACCAUGCCUAUGGGCAUUGUGGCAUAGCAGGUUCUAGCACUGCUAUGCAGGUUCUUUCUACUUUUAAAAUAUUCUAAGGCUGUAUUUUAGGGUCAAAAACAAAAAGCUAAUUUCUUUCACAAAUCCACUCCUUUAUCAGUUUUCUUAUGGGAAAUAAGCAGUAAUAAGUCUGUAGAAUAGUAGUACAUUUUCAGACAUUCGGAGUUACAUUAUGUCUGCAACUUAUUUACUAUGUUUUCAACUGAGGUAGGGAAUUUGUGCACAGGAAAAUUACUAUGUGUUUUGGUCUAGUUAGGGGGAUUAAGAUUUAGGGGAUUAGAACAGAAAUGUGUAAUACAGAUUUUAGUCGGCAGAUAUGUACUGUAUAAAUUUGUAAUUAUGUCUCAGGAUUUUAUUGUUUACUUAGUGAGUCUCAAGAUGAGUCUUAAUGUCUCAGAUAAAGUGUUAUCUCACAGCCCUCAUAUGAAACACAUUUCCACCAGACUCUACUGCUAUAAUAAAAUUAACCCAUGUUUAUUAUUCUA
Messenger RNA from Hemibagrus wyckioides, 1738 nucleotides. It is a transcript of the gene slc35b4, whose product is annotated as solute carrier family 35 member B4. The transcript has 10 exons. The record is from RefSeq and is a predicted model, not a curated record. Gene Ontology annotation, molecular function: UDP-xylose transmembrane transporter activity; UDP-N-acetylglucosamine transmembrane transporter activity. NCBI's taxonomy places the organism in Eukaryota, Metazoa, Chordata, Actinopteri, Siluriformes, Bagridae. The coding region runs from base 159 to 1154 and encodes 331 amino acids. Gene Ontology annotation, biological process: transmembrane transport. Gene Ontology annotation, cellular component: endoplasmic reticulum membrane; Golgi membrane.